Messenger RNA from Lineus longissimus, 2572 nucleotides. RefSeq lists its product as uncharacterized. Gene Ontology annotation, biological process: cell-cell adhesion. Gene Ontology annotation, cellular component: plasma membrane; cell-cell junction. Gene Ontology annotation, molecular function: cell adhesion molecule binding. The record is from RefSeq and is a predicted model, not a curated record. NCBI's taxonomy places the organism in Eukaryota, Metazoa, Nemertea, Pilidiophora, Heteronemertea, Lineidae. Bases 111 to 1325 code for a protein of 404 amino acids. The transcript is spliced from 8 exons.
UAUAAACGCCAUUACUACCAAGCUGUCGGCAGCCGAGUCAUCUUCCACUCUACAGUAGGAGAAGCACUCGUCGCUUGUGAAAAUUUCCCUCUGCCUCUCCAAAGAACAAAAUGAGACGUGUUGUGUUGAUGAUGAAGAUGUACAUUCUUCUGUUUGGGACAGCCAUCCUUGGAAUUUACGAAUUGGCCGGUGUAUAUUCCCUGAAUGUCAUCACAGUACAGCCAGGACCAGUACAAGUGAAGCAAGGAAAGAAUGUCAGUCUGUGUUGUAAACUGAAAUACGACCCUAAGCCAGUGGUGCCAGUUAAUUGGCAGUCGCCCCCAAAUUUCAAAACAAGAACUCACGAUUGUGAUUGUUAUGAAAAUCCCAAGGAUAAAUAUGCCAUGUCAUGUUCAGACACUAUCGACCAUUUUGGGUUUUAUAAUAUGACAAUAAUGGAUGUCGAAUGGGCCGAUAAUGGGAUAUAUCGGUGUCUGUAUACCAACCAUAUGAGCACUGUGGAUUUACAGGUUUUGGUUCCGGUUACAGAUGUGACACUAGAUAAAGUCAUCCACAAAUUCACUGCAGAGCCACAGCACUUGUUUGAGUACUUCACCUGUACCACAAACUGUGCAUCACCGGCACCCAAGAUUUCAUGGUCAGUAAAUGACCAAACCUUUAAUGGCAAGACAAUGGUCAGCGAGUUAGGCUGCUCAGGGGCCAAGAAGGGCCAGAAACGGAUUAUGAGCACAGUGAUAGUGGUGAGCACAGACAUGGAUGAGGAGAGAAAAGAAUAUAACAUUUCCUGUACGGCAGAAAACGUUAUUGGAGAGCCAAAGGUUUCUAAGGCAAUAACUGUCAAUAAUGUUGUUCCGGUUACAGAUGUGACACUAAAAAAAAGGGUCAGUCUGAGCACAGCGGAAGAGCCCCAGCGCUACGAGUACUUUACCUGCACAACAAACUGUGCAUCACCAGCACCCAAGAUUUUAUGGUUUGUAAAUGAUCAACCCUUUAAUGGCGACGCAUCUGUUAGCGUGUCAGACUGCUCAGGGGCCAAGGAGGGCCAGAAACGGACUGAGAGCACAGUGUUAGUAGUUAGCCCAGACAUGGAGAAAGAGAGAAAAGAAUAUAAAAUGUCCUGUACGGCAGAAAAUGUUAUUGGAGAGCCAAAGGUUUCUGAGGCAAUAACUGUCAAUAAUGUUGUAAACCCAGGUCCACCUCAGCUCAAAAUGGUUGAAGUUGCUUCUGCAGCAGCGACAACAGCACUAUCUCCUUGGCUUGUCACAGCAAUCAUCAUAAUUGCUGUGCUCGAAAAUUAUCGUCAACAGCUUAUCAGAGAGCAUUAACAGUGGCAGUCCAACCUGUUGAGACAAACCCACAGUUACUAUAAGAUUUCCCUUUCCCGAUAUCAACCACACCCCAGAGAAUUUGGCUUCGAACAACAUCGCUGAUCAAGACAGUAGCGACCAGACCAAUAUGGCUUGUUACUGACUUCGGGGGAGACCUUGGAUGACAACCAGUCAAGAAGAAGGAAAAGUGGUAUAUGACUCGGACAGUAAACGACUGUAAAGGUUUACCGCAGUUGGCCAAGCCGACUUACCAGCAGUGAAUGUCAGGCCUCCUUAGCCUUCGAUGGCAACCAGUCAAGAAGAAGGAAAAGUGGUAUAUGACUCGGGCAGUAAACGAGGGCUAAUCCUGAUAACUGCACCUCACUUUUAAAUAGGAAAGGAGAAGGUUCAUUUUCACUGCCUGAGAAAAUGUAAAAAGUAGGGUGAAACGUUCGUCGUGCGGCAGAUUAAGGACUAAUUAAGAACUUUUGGCUUUACCAACUAGGCCUAUAUUGUGCUCAAUAUUGCGAUAAUAUGCAUGUACAUAAUAUGAUAUAAAUAUAAGGCCUGAGUAACUCCAAAAAUAAACUUCUCAAUUUUUCUGCAUAUCAAAGCAGGACAGCUCAGCGAUGCAUCAAAAAAACAUCAUUCUUUUCAUAUAUACCAAUCAGGUCUUAUCAGUUAUAUAUUGUGAAAAUUUAUUGAUACUGAUAAGAAUAUUGUAAAGAGUCAUUGCGUGUAAUUCAUGCCAUUGUGUCAAAUACUAAGACCAAUGAAGGUUCAGAAACUGACCCAAAUAACACUGACUUUCGGUUUAGUUGAAUAUCGUAAAUUGUAAUGAUAAUCUCCCGUCCAAUACUGUGAUUAAACUGUAAAUAGCAUAAAAUAAGUUUCCUCCACAGAAGAGUCCGUCCAUGUAUAAGGCUUAGAGGAAUUUCUGCUGGUCGUAGGAUCUUACUGUCACAUGCAUAUUGUAGAAUAAUUACAAAAUUUUAAUACAAAGCAUUUUAAUCUCAGGUGCCCUUAUGGUUUAAUUUAUGCAUUUUGAAUUAGCAUAAACAAUAAAUUCUGUGAUAUUUUAUACUUCACUGUGAUUCUUUCAAAAAGCUGGACAAGGAAAGAGCAGAAGAUGUGUUUUGAAAUAUCAAGUAUUAAAUCCUUUAUAUGAUUGAAAUUACUGUCUGUCAUCUAUGAUAUCGUAAUGAACAGUCCUUCAUCACCCUUCUAUAGAAUACUGAAGAAAGGACGCGGGUGGGAGGGGGGGG